Molecule: messenger RNA, 1051 nt
Organism: Aspergillus caelatus
Lineage: Eukaryota; Fungi; Ascomycota; Eurotiomycetes; Eurotiales; Aspergillaceae
Product: class I SAM-dependent DNA methyltransferase
Exons: 1
Coding region: 70-720 (216 amino acids)
Source: RefSeq, a predicted model, not a curated record
CUCUCUGAUUCUAUUUCAACUUACACAAAUUUACACCGAUAUACGUCCGCCAAGUUUCAUUUCACAACCAUGGCAACCCAAGUACUAACCGAAAACACCUACCUGGCCGGAGCCCGCAACAGUCUCAAAAAGGAAGACUGUAUGGAGCUCUACGAAAAAUGGGCCGCCUCCUACAACCAAGACCUUGCCGACGCCUCCCAGAACUAUAUCGCCCCCCUCCUUGUUGCCCAAGCCGCCCUCGCAUCAAGCAAAGACCCCGAGGCUACCGUAUUGGACGCUGGCUGUGGAACGGGGCUUGUGGCGGAAGCCCUUGCCAAGGGCAGCAAAUGGACCAUCGAUGGCAUGGAUUUGUCUCCUGCCAUGCUCAAAGUAGCAGAACAGACCGGCGUGUAUCGAAGCCUCUUUAAAGUCGACUUGACCCAACCGAUCGAGCAACCAGACCAGAAAUACGACAUCGUGACAUGCUGCGGCACCUUCACACGCGGCCACGUCGGGCCCGACCCUGCCUUGAGAGAAUUUGUCCGCCUUCUCAAGCCAAACGGUGUCAUCGCUGCUACAAUUCUCGAAGAGAUUUGGGUGUCUGGUGGCUACAAAGCCGAAGCCGACAAGCUGGAGAAGGAAGGACUGGCCAAAGUGAUCAGUCGGGACCUCAUUGACUACCGAAAGGGCGCGGGCGACAAAGCAACAUUGCUCCUGAUGAAAAAGACAGCAUCCGCUUGAACCAAACGCGCGGACAUGUUUCUCUUUUGUCGGACCUUAGGCGUGAGAAGAGAGGGAGGCUUUCUAACAUUCUAGGACUGGACUGAGCUCAAGUUGGCAAGGACCUCGAGCUUGUUCCCAAUGCGACUAUUCGUUCAUUAUUCCCCAGUGCGACUGCUAUUCCAACCCCAGUGCGACUGUUUUGAUUCCCACAGCGACUACUCUUUCCCAGUGCAACUUUUCUCACCCGGUGCGGCCGUUCUCCGAUGGACUUCGACAGGGACCCGAGUCUAGGUUGCGUUGUAUAUGUACAAGCUUACUAGAUAAUGAGAAUAUAGACCUGGAGAGUAAA